AUGUUACGGACAGCUCAGCUUUGGCGAGUAUUCUCUUCACACAUCUUCACCAGAAACCUGUUUUUAAAUGACGUUCGACGCGCCGUCUCAUCUUCGCCAUCAACUUGUGAUGCGUUCGAUGUUAUAGUGGUCGGUGGUGGACAUGCAGGGACUGAAGCAUGCAGUGCGGCCGCUCGCAUGGGAGCACGGACGCUGCUGGUAACGCAGAAACGGUCCACCAUCGGAGAAAUGUCUUGCAAUCCGUCCUUCGGUGGUAUUGGCAAGGGCCAUCUCAUCCGUGAGGUAGAUGCUCUGGAUGGUGUUUGUGCGCGAUGUUGUGACCGAAGCGGUGUCCAGUAUAAGGUGUUAAACCGUCGGAAGGGACCGGCAGUGUGGGGGCCACGUGCUCAAAUCGACCGAACACUUUACAAGCGCGAAGUACAACAAACGCUCGAAAAUACCCCUAACAUGACGAUAAUCGAGGCAUCGGUAGAGGACAUUAUGCUAUGCUGCGCAGAAGAGCAUCCUCGAAUGGAUGGCAUAACGCUGUCUGAUGGCCGUACGAUUGGAACGAACAGUCUUGUCAUUACUACGGGUACGUUUCUACGCGGUCAGAUAAAUAUUGGAAUGGAAACGCGUCCUGCCGGAAGAAUCGGAGAUGAUCCGGCUGUAGGACUGGCGAAAAGUAUCGAGAAGUUGGGUUUCCGGUUAGGUCGCUUGAAGACUGGCACACCACCUCGCAUUCAUCGGGAUUCGAUACGCUUCGAGCGACUGGCGCGCCAUCCGGGUGACGAUCCGCCGGUUCCCUUUUCGUUUCUUAACGAUCGCGUCUGGCUCGAACCGGACCAACAGCUGGACUGUUUUCUCACGCAGACGACCUCCCACGUCAACGACAUCGUACUGCGCAAUCUGCACUGCAAUCGACACGUCACCGAGGAACUAACCGGACCCCGCUACUGUCCCUCGAUCGAGUCCAAGAUCCUGCGCUUUGGCCACAAGCUGCAUCAGAUAUGGCUCGAGCCGGAAGGCUUCGACAGUGAAUUGAUCUACCCGAAUGGAUUGUCUUGUACGCUUCCGGCCGAUGAACAGGCAAAGCUUGUGCGCUGUCUGGAAGGACUGGAACAGGCCGUAAUGGUACGGCCCGGGUACGGCGUUGAGUAUGAUUUUGUAGACCCUCGUGAGCUGUUCCCAACGCUGGAAACCAAACGUGUGAAGGGAUUGUUCUUGGCAGGUCAAAUCAACGGUACGACGGGCUACGAAGAAGCGGCCGCUCAGGGGGUUCUGGCAGGUGCUAAUGCUGCCGCACAUGCACUUUCCCGGUCACCGCUUACCGUGAGCCGGACAGAGGCCUAUCUUGGUGUGCUGGUGGAUGAUUUGACCACUCUCGGAACGAACGAACCGUACCGCAUGUUCACAAGUCGUGCUGAGUUCCGGCUCAGCUUGCGUCCCGAUAACGCUGAUCUACGGCUCACCGAGAAGGGCUUUGCCAUGGGGUUAGUGUCCGAGGAGCGCUUACAGCGAACAGUUUCAAUACGGCAGCGAUUGGCCAAGGCAGUGGAGUUACUGUGCGAUGUAAAGAAGGGUAGCAAUCAGUGGCGUGCAGCAAUGCAUCUACCACCGGCCAAGGCAAGCGUCUAUAAGAGUGCCUUCGAGAUGUUGGCCAUCUCGAACGAUGAAAUCACAACCGAGCGUGUGUGUGCUGUUGAGCCAACCGUACUGGGCUGGAUUCUGCAUGAUCCAGAGCUGUGCCAGCGACUUAAAAUCGAAGCCUUAUACAGCCUUUCAAUCGAGGAUCAGUCACGUGAAGUGGAGGAAGUAUUACGGAACGAGAGUUUAAGGAUACCGGACGCUAUUGACUAUCUAUCGAAAUCUCUAAAUCUUUCAUUUGAAGAGCAAGAAAAAUUGGUCAAAAUUAAACCUCAAACGAUUGCUGCCGCUAGUCGUAUUCAAGGAAUAACCCCAUCGUCUAUCGUGCGUUUGGUAAAAUACGUUAAGCAACACAAACUAAGUGCUACUGCCAUCUAG
Molecule: messenger RNA, 2004 nt
Organism: Anopheles maculipalpis
Lineage: Eukaryota; Metazoa; Arthropoda; Insecta; Diptera; Culicidae
Product: protein MTO1 homolog, mitochondrial
Exons: 4
Coding region: 1-2004 (667 amino acids)
Biological process (GO): tRNA wobble uridine modification; tRNA methylation
Cellular component (GO): cytosol
Molecular function (GO): flavin adenine dinucleotide binding
Source: RefSeq, a predicted model, not a curated record